Messenger RNA from Fusarium fujikuroi IMI 58289, 1008 nucleotides. RefSeq lists its product as uncharacterized. The transcript has a single exon. Bases 1 to 1008 code for a protein of 335 amino acids. NCBI's taxonomy places the organism in Eukaryota, Fungi, Ascomycota, Sordariomycetes, Hypocreales, Nectriaceae. The record is from RefSeq and is a predicted model, not a curated record.
AUGUCUACCAAGACCAUCGCUGUCGUCGGCGCCACAGGCACCCAAGGAGGCUCAGUCGUGAGAGCAUUCAUCUCCCAACCCAACUGGCACGUCAAAGCCAUCACUCGCAGCUCAACCUCAGCCAAAGCCCAAGCCCUUCAAAGCCUCGGAGCCGAGGUCGUCGAAGCAGACAUGAAUGAUCCAGAGUCUCUCAUCAAAGCCUUUGAAGGUGCUCACGCAAUCUUUGUCAACACUGACUUCUGGGCUCCUUACCGGACUGCUCUCGCUGAAGGCAAAGACCAGGCCACAGCUCAGCAAAUCGGUUAUGAUACCGAGGAGCGACAUGUCAAGAAUGCGGCCUAUGCUGCUUCCAAGACAUCUACUCUUGAGAAGUACAUUUACUCUGCUCUUGGUCCUAUGAAGGAUGUUUCCAAGGGGAAGUACUCCCAUUGUCAUCAUUGGGAGACGAAAGCUGCGGCUGUCAAGUAUAUUAAGAACGAGAUGCCUGAACUGGCUAAGAAGACGUCAUAUGUCUACAUGGCUGCCUACGCUACAAACGCUUUCUUGUACCCCAAGAAAGAUGCUGAGACGGGCGAGUAUGUACUCGCGGUGCCAGCUUCCAAGAAUCUUAGGUUGCCUAUCAUUGAUAUCGAAGGCUCUGCAGGAUCUUUCGUCCGAGCUCUUGUUGAGAAUGAACCCGUUGGAACAAAGCUUCUCGCUUAUGACAGUGACCUGAAUAUCCUCGAGAUCAUGGACACCUGGAGCAGAGUCACCGGCCAGAAAGCUGUCUUCCAGUCACUGACGGAGGAGGAAAUGCAUAAGAAGACUGGUCUGCCUUACGAGGUUCUUGACGGAGCAGCUUACCUCGAUGAGUAUGGAUACGUCGAGGGCGUCGAAGGGGCUAUCACACCAGAGCAGUUGAGCAAACCUGUCAAGACAGAUAGUUUCGAGGAAUACCUUCGCAAGCAGGAACCAAAGACUUUGCUGUCAUUUACAUACGCAAUGCCCGCGCCUCCGGCGGCGAAGUAA